UAUCGAUACAUGCUUAACCACUAAUCUUCUCGACCAGUACUAUCUCACUGUACCACCAAAUAAAGACUCUUUUUAACAAUUUUAUCACAGUUACUUCAACAUGUAUAUGGAGAAUGCAAAAGUAGAGCUGGGCCUAAACCAUGGAUGACCGCAAGUUUCCCAAUGUAAAAGAGGUCUAUGGCACUUUGGCCAAAGAUUACGUAGAGUUCAGGCCUCGCUAUCCCUCUCACCUUUUCUCCUUUCUUUCUUCUCUCACUCCACAACAUGAGCUGGUCUGAGAUGUGGGCACAGGCAAUGGCCAAGCCGCCAUUGAGUUAUCAAAGUACUAUGCGAGAGUGGUGGGCACAGACACAAGUGGGGCAAAUACAGCACGCAGAGCAGCGCCCCAACAUAACCUACACCGUGACGGCGCCGUCAUUGACCGACCAACAACUCCACUCCAUCGUCGGCCCCGAAUCUUCCGUGGAUCUCGUCACCGCCGCCACGGCCGUCCACUGGUUCGAUUUGGAUAAAUUUUACGCGCAGGUGAAACAGGUGUUGAAGAAGCCCGGCGGCGUGAUUGCCGUGUGGGCGUAUUGGAAUCUCAGCGUCGAUCCAGCAGUGGACGCCGUUUACGAGCGGUUUUUUGGCAGAAUUUAUCCGUUAACCCAUCCGGCUGUUAAAGUAGUGGUGGAGGAGUAUGAGACUUUGCCGUUUCCGUUCGCACAAGUGCAGGCAAUAAAAAUGGAGAUUGAAGAGCAGAGGACGUUUGAUCAGUAUUUGGGAUAUUUCAGAACGUGGUCUGGCUUGGCGGGCAGGGAAGAAAUCUUGGACGAGUUUAGAGCAGAAUUUGAGGCGGCGUGGGGAGCGGAGUUCCAUGUGACCAAGAGUGUAAAGUUUCCACUCUACUUAAAGGUCGGUAAGGUUUGAAAUAAAGCAAAGAUUCUGUUAGUAGACGGUGAAUGAUCUACAGGUAGUCUGUGAGCUUUGUUUGUGCCGUUAAUUUUAAUAUGGAUUUGAAGUGUCUUAUUAAAUGUUAAUCCAUUUGGAUACUAUCGGGGAUUUAAUAUGACCGUGACAGUCACAUGGUUUUUGCUGAAAUCAUAAUAAAGGCUGGUACAAGUUUCUUAUCUAUUUUGACAGAUUGUGGCAGAAGGUUGGUAUAUAAUUUGGAGCUGUACGUAAGAGCCAUCCAUUAAAGAAUACGUGACAAAAAAACACUACCUAUGAUUUCCUUUUUAA
This is a messenger RNA of Cryptomeria japonica (Japanese cedar), 1221 nucleotides long. RefSeq lists its product as uncharacterized. Lineage: Eukaryota; Viridiplantae; Streptophyta; Pinopsida; Cupressales; Cupressaceae. The record is from RefSeq and is a predicted model, not a curated record. Bases 265 to 909 code for a protein of 214 amino acids. Gene Ontology annotation, molecular function: S-adenosylmethionine-dependent methyltransferase activity. The transcript has 2 exons.